AUGCUGCUCACGGGCGACUCGGAGGAUGUCCCCAAGAAAUACAACGCUCCGAUCCACCCCGCUGGAGCCGGCAAACCUGCCAAGUUGACAGCGAGUAACAUGGUCUUCUCGUCCACGACGAUCACCGCCGGCAACGCUCGUGGUAUUGUAGUGGAGACUGGUAUGAACACGCGGGUGGGCUCCAUUGCAGCUCUACUACAAGCCAAGAGCGGCACGGAUGCAUCAGCAGAGAAGAAGUGGAUCCGUAACCCUCUUGGUGACUGCAUCGCCAAGCACCGUCCGAAGCUCACGCCUCUGCAGCGAGCUCUACACCACACUGGGUACGUCAUGGGUCUCAUCGCGGUGGGUAUCCUCGUCACCCGGACAGACCCACGUACUUGA
Molecule: messenger RNA, 381 nt
Organism: Phytophthora infestans T30-4
Lineage: Eukaryota; Oomycota; Peronosporomycetes; Peronosporales; Peronosporaceae
Exons: 2
Coding region: 1-381 (126 amino acids)
Source: RefSeq, a predicted model, not a curated record